Zingiber officinale is the source of this 1362-nucleotide messenger RNA. RefSeq names its product UDP-glycosyltransferase 73C4-like. The coding region runs from base 1 to 1362 and encodes 453 amino acids. The transcript has a single exon. Lineage: Eukaryota; Viridiplantae; Streptophyta; Magnoliopsida; Zingiberales; Zingiberaceae. The record is from RefSeq and is a predicted model, not a curated record. Gene Ontology annotation, molecular function: UDP-glycosyltransferase activity.
AUGGCCAACGGCGAGAUCAUCAUCCUCCCCUUCCACGAUUCCGGUCACGUCUUUCCCGCCACCGAGCUCGCCUCCCGCCUCGCCGCCCGGAACUACUGCGUCACCCUUCUCCUCCCUUCGGCUCCCUCCACCAACUCCUCCCGUCUCAGUCCCCUCAUCCAAAUUGUGGAACAUCCCAGGGUUCAUCCUCCAUCAGCUCCGCCGGCGUCGUCCUCUCCUCCUCCCGCUCCGCCCUUUCAGGAGGAUUUCUCGCUCUUUCGAGACCUCCUGCACGAGAGGAUGGGCGGGGAGGAUCGAUCCGCUCGCCCGGUGUGCGCCAUCGUGGACGUGAUGAUGGGCCAGGCGCUCGAUGUGUGCCGCGAGUUCGGCCUGCCCGCGGCUAUCUUCUUCACUUCCAGCGCUUGCUCGGCCGCGAUGGAUUACGCUGCGGCGAAGAUAAGAUCUGGAGAAUCCGACGCGCUUCGAGGUUUGCCGGAGGAGAUGGAUCUGCCGACCGCAGACCUGAUGCGGGCCGGUCCGCCUCCGUUACGUCCGAGAGGCGAUCUUGCUCCGCCACCGCCUCCAUUCGAGCAUCGUCACCACGGUGGAGGGCCGAUCCCUCCGCCUUUGGUCCCAGGUGGCGAUCUAGCUCCGCCACCGCUUCCAUUCGAACAUCGGCACCAAGGUGGAGGGCCGAUCCCGCCUGGUCCGCCGCCGGCCCUCGCACAAAUGGACGGCGCGAUCGCCCUUCUCUUCAAUACGUGCGACGAUCUGGAACAUCCAUUCCUCGAAUACCUAGCGAGCAAAGCGAAAAAGCCGAUUUGGGGCAUUGGUCCUCUCCUCCCGUCUCAAUUUUGGUCCGCUGCGGGCUCCGUCCUUCGCGACGGUGCAAUCAGGUCCACGACCGGAAAAGGUAACCCUGGCGCCAUCUCAGAAUCCGACGUCAUCGAGUUCCUCGAUUCAAAGCCCCAUGGUUCCGUGCUCUAUGUCUCCUUCGGGUCGAUCGUCAUCCCCAGCGACGAGGAGCUCCAGGAGCUGACGGAAGCUCUCAAGGAGUCGAGCCGCCCGUUCAUCUGGGCCUUGCAACGACACACACGGCGACCCGGCGCGCCCAAGGUCUACUUCCCCGAGGGGCUGGCGGAGGAGGCCAAGGGAAGGGGGAUGGUGAUCCACGGCUGGGCGCCACAGCUGUUGAUACUGAGCCACCCGGCCGUAGGGGGGUUUGUGACGCACUGCGGGUGGAACUCAACGGUGGAGGCGCUCGGCCUCGGCGUGCCCGUCCUCGCGUGGCCGGUGCACGGCGACCAAGUUUGGAACGCGAAGCUGGUGGUGCGGAGGCUGAGGACGGGGUUGGCCGUGAUGGCGAGAGCGGAGGGAUGGUGA